GAUAAACCCUUUGAUCUCCUCUCUCUCUCUCUCUCUCUCUCUCUCUCUCUCUCUCCAUCUUUUUCUCUUGCUGCUUCUCACCUUUGGACCGAAGCUUCGAACUUUGUCUACUACACAGAAACUCGCUGUUUCUGUCUGAGGAUUUUGCAGAUCAAAAUGUAGGGUUUGUUCAUUUUCCUCUGAGGAAAAGAUCACUGAAAUCUCUCACAAGCUUCACUUGGUAUGUUCUCUAUAGUCUAAUGUCGUUUACGAUUUUGGGAGUGAACCCAGUAAGAGAAACACGUUGAGAGUUCAAGAACAUGUAGAUUUAUUCGAUGGGUGUUCCUCUAAUUAAGUGAAAAUUUUAAAGAAUUCGCCAAAGGAGGGAGCUUUCUCUGAGAAAAAUCUCUGCUACCCCAUUGAAGAAUCUUCAAAGCUUGGAGCUUUUCUUAAAUGCGUGGUUCUUUUUGGCCUUAAGUUGAUACAUCUUCCGAUUUCGCAGUAAUAUUAUCUCGGAUUAGCGGAAAAAAGGAAACACCUUUGUGAGGAAAUUGUGGUUGUUGAAGAAAUGGGUUGCGCUGCUUCAAGCAUUGAUAAGGAAGAGAAGGUUUUGGUAUGUAAGGAGAGAAAGAGGCUGAUGAAACAGUUAUUAGGGUUCCGGGAAGAAUUCGCAGAUGCCCAAUUGGCUUAUCUGAGAGCAUUGAGGAACACUGGUGUUACUCUCAGGCAAUUCACAGAGUCGGAGUCAUUAGAGCUUGAAUCCACUAGCCAUGGAUUAGGUUUAGGUUUAGGUUUACCCUUUUCGCCUCCUCCCACUUUGCCUCCUUCCCCUCCACCUCCCCCUCCAUUCAGUCCAGAUUUAAGGAAACCCACCAAGAUUUGUCAGAAGAAUGAGGAGGAAGAGUGUAUGGAGACUGAUGAGAAUGAGGAUGACAGUGUCGCCAUUCUACCGCCUCCAAUCCCGAGCUCUUCCUGGAACUUCUGGGAUCCAUUUGAAUCAUUAGGACCUCCAAGUGAUAACAGUGUGGUUGAUCACAUUGGGCCAAAGUGUAGAGAAAUGGUUGAGCUAGAUGAUGAGGAAGAUUGGGCGGAGACCAAGACGGAGUUCGAGGAAGAUGAUGAUUAUGAUGAUGAGAGACAAGAAGCUUCCCCUGAUCUAAGAGUUCAACAAACAGAAGCCAUUGGUAUGGAAGAAAAUUCCUCAAUGACGAGCUUGUAUGGUCUAGAUUCAGACAAAAUGACUGUAGUAACUGACCGUAGGAUAAGAAUGACUCUGGAAGGAAUCAUCAGAGAGUUGGAUGAUUAUUUCCUGAAAGCUUCAGGUUGUGAGAAGGAGAUAGCUGUGAUUAUCGAUAUCAGCAGCACGGACAUUGCCGGUUCCCCCAGGUUUAAGGAAACAAAAAGAAAGAGGAGCAACUCCGCUAAGGUAUUCAGUGCAUUGUCAUGGAGCUGGUCCUCUAAGCCGCUUCAUGUGUCCAUGGAUGCUAUGGAGAGCAGCCCUGUUGAACCCUGCAGACCUGGAGCUCACUGCAACACACUUGAAAAGUUAUGCUUAACGGAGAAAAAACUUUACGAGAAUGUGAGGAACAAAGAAAUUGCUAAAGCGGAGCACGAGAGGAAAUCUGCGUUACUGAAAAAGCAGGAUGAGGAAAACUACGAUCACAGCAAGAUGGAGAAAACACGUUUUUCUCUCGAGAGUUUGGAAGAGGACAUAAAGCGUCUAGAAGAUUCCAUUAGUCUGACAAGUUUGUGUUUGCAGAAACUAAUCGAUGAAGAACUGCAUCCUCAGCUGAUUGCUUUAACUUCUGGAUUGGGACAUAUGUGGAAAACGAUGCACAAGUGUCAUCAAGUCCAAACCCAUAUAUCUCAGCUGCUAAACCAUCUCUCAGAUUACCCGAGUAUAGAUCUGAGUUCAGAAUACAAACGUCAAGCAGCUACUCAGCUUGAAAACGAGGUCACUUGCUGGUACAACAGCUUCUGCAAACUCGUAAAUUCUCAGCGGGAGUACGUAAAAACACUCUGUAAGUGGAUUCAACAUACUGAAAGCCCGUCUAGUUCUUCAGCCGCUGCUCGUAAGCUCUGUAUAGAAUGGCAGAUUCUGAUUGAGAACCUUCCUGAUAAGGUAGCUUCAGAGGCCGUUAAAAGCUUUAUGGUAUCGAUCCAAUCCAUAAUUCAUCAACAAGCAGAGGAAUACAACCUGAAGAAGAAAUGCGGGAAACUUGAGAAGAGGCUGGAGAAAGAGAUGAACUUGCUAGUUGAGAUGGAAAGAAAGCUUGAAGGGAAUUCAGCAAUGGAAGAGGCAGAUGCAUCAGACUCGAGGAAUUCGAGCUCUAAGCAUCCGUUAUCGGUCAAACGGGUCAAGAUCGAGGCUUUGAAGAAACGAAUGGAAACAGAGAAAGGAAAGUACAUGAGCUCGGUCGAGGUAAGCAAUAGAAUGACAAUGGAGAAUCUGAAAUCAUGCCUUCCUAGUGUUUUUCAGGCAUUAACGGCUUUCUCGAGUGCCAUUUCUCGGGGUUUUGAGGGUGAAUCUCAACCUGAGGGAUCAUCUCUUUUGCCCGAGGCUUGAGAAAAACGGCGUCGGUUUUUGCUUCUUGAUGUUGUUUACACUCUGGUAAAGAAGAUUAUGAAGCUUGUAUGUAACUCUGAACUGUUUAAAGCCAUUUCUCAGUGUUUGAGAUCAACCCUUUUAAUGUAGAAGGUGCUGUUUUCCUGAUCAUUAUGCAAAGGGAAUCUUCAAGAAUC
Messenger RNA from Tarenaya hassleriana, 2721 nucleotides. RefSeq lists its product as uncharacterized. Lineage: Eukaryota; Viridiplantae; Streptophyta; Magnoliopsida; Brassicales; Cleomaceae. The transcript has 5 exons. The record is from RefSeq and is a predicted model, not a curated record. The coding region runs from base 548 to 2545 and encodes 665 amino acids.